Messenger RNA from Dentiscutata erythropus, 212 nucleotides. The record is from the annotation of a GenBank genome assembly. Lineage: Eukaryota; Fungi; Glomeromycota; Glomeromycetes; Diversisporales; Gigasporaceae.
UAUUAUAUCAAAGUGAAUUAAUACAAGAUUCAUAUUUAGAAGUCAUAGUAAAUUAUGCUCAAGUAUUUGGAUGGUUAAAAGUUUUGAAAUAUCAACAACCUCAUCCUUGGUAUAGUCAAGGAUUUUCUGUGAAAGCUUUAAAAAAUGCUAAAAAUUUUAUACCAGUUAUUGAAAAGGCUCAACCUUUCGAGGAACCUGUUUAUGGUAUUUAA